Carya illinoinensis is the source of this 981-nucleotide messenger RNA. RefSeq names its product xyloglucan endotransglucosylase/hydrolase protein 2-like. Gene Ontology annotation, cellular component: cell wall; apoplast. Lineage: Eukaryota; Viridiplantae; Streptophyta; Magnoliopsida; Fagales; Juglandaceae. The coding region runs from base 38 to 937 and encodes 299 amino acids. The record is from RefSeq and is a predicted model, not a curated record. Gene Ontology annotation, molecular function: xyloglucan:xyloglucosyl transferase activity; hydrolase activity, hydrolyzing O-glycosyl compounds. The transcript is spliced from 4 exons. Gene Ontology annotation, biological process: xyloglucan metabolic process; cell wall biogenesis.
CUACUAGCUAUUAAUCAAGCCGAAACACUCACUAAAGAUGGGGUUUUCACUACCAGGUUUCUCAUUACUGUUCCUCCUAACACUCCUUGAUCUGGUGCUUUCCAGUGAAGGCACUGACAUUAUUAGCUUUUACGAAAACUAUAAUGUUACUUGGGGUUUUGAUCACGUCUUAUCUCUAAAUCAAGGGAGGGAAAUCCAGCUCUCAAUGGAUAGUUCUUCGGGGGCUGGUUUCGCAUCCAAGUUAAGCUAUGCCUCUGGAUUCUUUCAUUUGAAGAUGAAGCUACCCGACAGGGAUUCUGCUGGAGUAGUUACUGCUUUCUAUCUAACCUCUAAUGGUAAUAAGCAUGAUGAGCUGGAUUUCGAGUUCUUGGGGAAUAGGGAAGGCAAGCCGUACACAUUACAAACAAAUGUAUUCGUAAAUGGUCAAGGGAAUAGGGAGCAAAGAAUUCAUCUUUGGUUUGAUCCCACAGCAGAUUUUCAUACCUACAAAAUUCUCUGGAACCAACACCAGAUUGUAUUUUUUGUGGAGGAUACGCCCAUCAGAGUGUUCAAGAACAUGAAGAGAGACAUAGGAGUUGAUCAUGAGACGUACCCAUCACAGCCAAUGCAAAUCGAAGCCAGCUUGUGGAAUGGAGAUAGCUGGGCAACUGAUGGAGGCCAAACAAAAACGAAUUGGAGUAAUGCACCAUUUAAAGCACACUUUCAAGGAUUUGAAAUCGGUGCCUGCUCAGUUGAUCAUGAUCAGAUCAACUCAGGCGCCGACUUUGAACAUUGUUAUUCUACCGGGUAUUGGUGGAAUACGGAGAAGUACUGGAAGCUGAAUCACAGAGAGCAGCGAGAAUACGAGAAAGUGAGAAAUAUGUACAUGAACUAUGAUUAUUGUUCUGAUAGGACUAGAUAUCCUACUGAUAUUCCUCUCGAGUGCCUUCAGCAUUAAUUAAUUAAUAAAACAAGAACGCAUGAACGCGCGUAUGCAAGAUA